GUAGCGUCAAAACAAAGCGUGGAGUGGCCGACCGCACGGAAGUGGUUUCGUUUCGGGACUUACCCACAAUACCUUACUAUAUUAGAAAUGAGAGCUGGUGCACAUUUAAAAUUUAUUCAUAUUCCUCAAAGGCUUUUGUGUUGAGAGUGUUCUGUAUUUUAGUUUCACAAUUUUCACAUCACCCGAAAAAAGCGAAAGCUACUCCUGCUAGCUUGUCAGUUAGCAUCAGCAGAGAGAAAGCAGCCAUGCCGCCCUACUCUGAACUGAGGAAAACCAACCACUUCUACUUUUUCAUCAAAUUCACCCUAAAUAUCUACUCUAUGAUCUUCUCGUUGAUGGGUCUUUGUGUGCUCUGUGUGGGAGUUUAUGCAGAAGUGGAAAGGCAGAAGAAUCGAACCCUGGAGGGUCUCUUUCUAGCUCCUGCCGUGCUGCUCAUCCUGCUGGGUCUGGUGAUGUUCACGGUGUCUGUGGUGGGAAUGGUCGGAUCCCUGAGAGACAACAAAACACUAUUGCACAUGUUCCUGUGUGUCCUGUGCGUCCUGCUGCUCCUCCAAGCAGUUGGUCUCGUCAUGGCUCUCAUCUUUGAAAAAAAGACAUCUGCUUUGUUUCAGAGGAGCUUACGAGAAGGAAUAAAACACUAUUACGAUGAUCUGGACUUCAAAAACAUUUUGGACUAUGUGCAGCAAAAGUUUUCAUGCUGUGGAGGAGAUGAGUACAAGGAUUGGGAAGUCAAUCAGUACCAUUUCUGCAAUGGUUCUGGUCCGCUGGCAUGUGGGGUUCCGUAUACCUGCUGUGUUCGAGGCAAGGUGGGAGAGGUCAUUAACACUCUUUGUGGCUACAACACUUUGAGCCAACAGCGUGAAACCCUGCAGGAGGUGAUCCACGUGCGAGGCUGCAUCCAUGCCGUCAACCUCUGGAUGAGUGACAACAUUGGAAUAACCGUUGCACUUUGCUGUGCCAUUGGGCUGCCACAGCUGCUGGGCAUCAUCUUGAGCUGCGUCUUCUGGAACCUGCUGGUGGACAUGAGCAAGUCUGCCGACAUGGUGGACUUCAAGAUAAAGAAGGCUGAGUUCAGCUACAGCGAGCUGGACCUGGCCGGUGCCGGCUGGUGCUUGUGCCUGCCAAGAGAUGGCGGCUACUUGCCCGUCCCCGCCUCCGAGCCCGAUCUUGACCCCAUUGACGUUCACCUGCAGAAGCUGAAGAAGCAGCAGCCCCGCUCUUACUCUCAGCUGCAAAAACUGCAGCAGUCCAGGUCGGCCAGCGGGCUGGACGAGGUCGACGUGGGACGCAAGCAGAAAAGGGAACACUGAGCGGUUCUUUUACACCUUGUCCCACCUUUUUAGUUUUGGCCUUUUUUUUGUCAUUGUAAUUUGUUGUGUGUCACUGCAGCGUGGUUGACCAACAUUUAUUAGAUGAAGAUGGAUUUUAUCAGACGAUUAGUUCAGAACUCCUUUGGCACUUUGAAUUUGUUUACAGCUAAACCAGAAGGAAGGCAUCACUGGCAUUUCUUCAUUGAAGAGUCAUUUUGUCCUCUUUGUGACUUAUUUAUUUUCGAAGCCUUGAUUGAGCCGUGUCUCUUGUGCUAAACCUUACCUCAGGCUGUUUUUGAAAAUGGCUCAGAAAUCAGAGAACGGUACAUUUUCUUGUAAAAAUUAAUGGUAAAGAUGUUUUUCAUUGUUUAGGAGCUAGACUUAGCCAAGUGUGUCUUGCGUGUAACAUCUGAUGAAGAUGUUUACAGUUGCUGUCAUUUUAAUUGAUUUUUAAUUUUUUUGCAAUCUCUGUACUUUGUAAGACUGAUUAUUGUGAAUAACUUGGGAUGCAUGUUUUGUACUUAUGAAGUUGUUUUAAACAAAAAAAAAUCUUACUGGCUGUCUUCCAGAAGCUUUUUCAUUUCAGUUACGUACUUUCCCUAUUGAGGAAUAACUAAAAACAAACGAAAGUGUAAUCCUGGUGAAAGACAGCUGACGGUUGACGGAUGAUUAUCUUUGCUUUAAAUUAUUCCUGGUCCCGGCUUUGUGUCAGCACAGCUGAUGUCAAUAAAUCUGAAUUUCUUUACUUCUUUUA
Oryzias latipes (Japanese medaka) is the source of this 2064-nucleotide messenger RNA. Its product is annotated as tetraspanin-15. The record is from RefSeq and is a predicted model, not a curated record. Lineage: Eukaryota; Metazoa; Chordata; Actinopteri; Beloniformes; Adrianichthyidae. Gene Ontology annotation, cellular component: plasma membrane.